AUGCGUAUUUACAUUAUAUAUCUAGCAGUACUCGUCGUAUAUGCGCUUCUUAUUGAUGCCAGAGUUGAUCAUGUCAGACGAGCUGAAGAGACAGGUAGCGCACAACCAUCUGCAGCUGCUCCACAGCCAUCAGAGAAUAACAAUAACAAUAACCAACCACAACCACAACCAGCCAGCACUGCUACAGCAGUAGUAACAGCACAAACCAACUCGGCCGGACCACCUGAUGGAGGCAGUAUGCCUCAGCAACAGGCUGGUGGACCCGUGAAUACAGCGCUAUCGCCACCCAACAGCAACGGCACGCAUGCGAAUGCAACGCAAUCAGUUCCACCCAAUAACGCUAAUCCAUUUGCUGGCAAACCCACUUAUGCAUCCUUUUCAAAUGAUAUCCCACCUGCUUAUUUAACAUGGAAGAAGCCAAUUCCCAACCAGACAUUCCCUCCACUCUACAAAAUCGGCGUUUCCAACAUGUCAUUCGAGUGGACAGUCGAUCCAAAUGUGCUCAAAGUGCAGCCUGCUAAUCUCACUGUAGCCUUGGCCAAUCCUCAAAAACAAACAUUUACAGCAGCUAUUGUAGCAGGUACAGCUACCUCAGCAAACUGGGAUUUGGCUCAUCUUCAACCCGGAUCACCAUUGAUGGUUGGAUAUUACACUGUAUGGGUUUACGAUCAAAGAGGGCCCAAGGCUUUUCCUAGUCCGGGCUGGCUAAUGCCUGAUUCAAGGUUGGUGGUUGCCAUGUAUUCAACAGAAGCUUAUGUAGGAAGAACAGAUUCCAUGUUUUGUCCUACUUGUUAUUUAGGAGGAGGAGGAUCAUUCCGUGAGUCAUUUUUACCAUUAAUUACAGCAUUUGGAGUAGCUACAUUAACCUCGAUUGUCAUGCUGGUUGGAAUCCUAAAAUAA
Molecule: messenger RNA, 900 nt
Organism: Mucor velutinosus
Lineage: Eukaryota; Fungi; Mucoromycota; Mucoromycetes; Mucorales; Mucoraceae
Exons: 4
Coding region: 1-900 (299 amino acids)
Source: RefSeq, a predicted model, not a curated record